Molecule: messenger RNA, 1539 nt
Organism: Merops nubicus (carmine bee-eater)
Lineage: Eukaryota; Metazoa; Chordata; Aves; Coraciiformes; Meropidae
Product: F-box/WD repeat-containing protein 10-like
Exons: 10
Molecular function (GO): protein binding
Source: RefSeq, a predicted model, not a curated record
GUGGUCAACCAUCAGCAAUGUGCUUCUGGCCCCAGAACACCGAGGGCCUCAUCCAGGAGGGUCCUGAUGCAGAGGACAACGCACCUGCUAUGUCCUUAGCUGAUGAAGAUGUCACUGUGGUUCCUACAUCUCUCCAGUCACCCUCUCAUGUCAACCAACCCAAGGACCUCAUUCGCUGCCUGCCACCUCACCUGUCCAUGUACAUCCUGGGGCUUUUGGAUCAAAAAUCCCUCCAUGCGUGUGCUGCUGUGAGCAGUUGCUGGGCUUUUCUGGCCAAAGAAGUCGAGAGGGAACAUGUGUGUCAAAGCCAAGUACAGGAGAAGAUCCUGUAUUUGCAGGGCUUGUGUCCUAGAGGAGCAGUGUCAAACUACGCUAAAACAGUGGAUGUGACAAUUCCGCAGUUAAAUGAAGAGGGUGAUGUCAUCAAAGUGAAGGAUGACAGUCAAAGUAGAACAAAGGAGAAACACAAUCUGCAGGCAGCCUACCAUGAUCUGAAAACUGGCACAGUCCAGCUGGAAGAGAGAAAUGUCUUCUGCGGCUCCUACAACGUUCGUGUCCUCGCGGAGCAGCCAGACCAAAGCAGAGUAAUCCAUUACAGCGGUGGGAACUUGGUAGCCAUUGGCUCUGCAGACCGAAAAGUGAGGCUUCUUGGCAUAUGGGGAAUGAGAGAAGUGCCUCCUCUGCUCUCUGGCCACGCUGGGAGCAUCAAAGCACUCUUCCUCAAUGAGAAGAAAGGUUUCGUUCUCAGCGCGAGCUUCGAUCUCAGCAUCAGGUGCUGGGAUAUACACGGUGGUGCUUGUGUGAAAAUCUUUAAUGGCCACUGUGGGACAGUCACCUGCUUGGAUUUACACGAAGAGCAGUUUGUGUCAGGAGCCAGAGAUGGGAUGGUGAAAGUGUGGGACCUGGCGAGUGGGAGAUGCCUGAGGACUCUGAAGCACGGCGGUGCUGUGAGGGCAGUGAAAAUGGAUGGCACCCGUGUUGUCAGCGGGGGAGACCGAGGGCUGGUGAAAGUCUGGCGUGCAGAUACGGGCACCCUGAUCAAAAUAUUAGAGGGGCACCAGGGCCCCAUUAAGUGCUUGGCCUUUGAUCAGUGGCACCUAGUCACGGGAAGCACCGAUGGCUACGUCCUGGGAUGGAGCAUGUUGGGAGACCUCAAGAGAUGCCUAAUAGCUUUUCACCACCCUAGGGAAGUUCUGUCUCUGGAGUUCCUCUAUCUCAGAGUCCUCAGUGGCUGUGCCGAUGGGAAGAUUCGGAUCUUUAACUUCCUGACUGGAACCUGCCUGAAAGUGCUGAUGGCCAGCAGCAGAGGGGACCCCAUAUCUUCCUUCUACACUGCAGGAAACAGGAUGGUGAUCAACUCACCGACUAGUCUGCUGAUGUUCCAGUUUGAGGAUGUCAGGUGGGAUUACACCCUAGAUGCUGACCGAGAGGUGGUGGGGAAGAACAAAUGGCACACGGGACCUCCAAGAAGAAGGCUUCACCUUCAGCGAGCACCCCAGGAGCUCAGCCAGCUGCAGUGCCAUGCUCGGGAGAAACAAG